Messenger RNA from Varroa destructor (honeybee mite), 5384 nucleotides. It is a transcript of the gene GABPI, whose product is annotated as zinc finger DHHC-type palmitoyltransferase GABPI. The record is from RefSeq and is a predicted model, not a curated record. Gene Ontology annotation, biological process: peptidyl-L-cysteine S-palmitoylation; protein targeting to membrane. Gene Ontology annotation, cellular component: Golgi apparatus; endoplasmic reticulum. NCBI's taxonomy places the organism in Eukaryota, Metazoa, Arthropoda, Arachnida, Mesostigmata, Varroidae. Gene Ontology annotation, molecular function: protein-cysteine S-palmitoyltransferase activity.
CAGAUUUGUUUUCUAUGCGUUUAAGUUUACUAAAUAGACUACAUGAGUAGGUUAGUAAUACUUGAGAAUUAUGGAAAAAGUAAUAAAGAUAAAAGUUGACCAUCUCGAGUUUAUGCAAAUUUAACAUUAAACGCAGCUAAUCCUUGGCAGUGCUUCGAAACUUACCGGAAACUCACUGGAGCUCAUUCGAAGUUCGCUCUAAAGUACAACCAGAGUUGUCCGAAAUGUAUAAUGCUCUCAUCGAACGAAAAAGACGACUUUAUCUCUCUGCUUUUUUUCUUAUUGAAUGCCUAAUAAAUGCCUCGUCCAAGCAUUAGGAUUCCGGUAUUUAGCCGGCCAUCAUCAUGUUGCGGGCUGUCAGGCCCAAUCGACCGACACGUCCUUCUUGCUAUCGUAUCGUUUUUCGCACUUUUCUGGGUAGCCUGUCAGGGAUGGUGGCCCAUGUGGACUUCCCUAGCGACCAUGCUCCUUCUUCUAGGGAUCGUUCAUGGACACUGCCACCGAAAAAGACUCCGUUCACGUUUUUUCCUCGUCUGGGGCCUUCUUUCUUAUUUUCAACUUUUGCUUCUCUUACAACUUGCUGUCGUUCCCCAACUAAAGGUGCUAUUUUCAGAGAACAUGGCUUUGACGGUUUUGGUAUUGGCGGCCCUCUACUGCGCGUAUCGAACUCGUACUGAUCCUGGAGUGCUCAAUCCUCAUCGAAAUGAGGAUAAGGAGGAGGUGAAGAUCGUAAUCGAGGACAGGGUGAGUGCUGUUCGUGAGGGCCGCUGUGCUAUCUGUCUUGUUCCAAUGCCUCCGCGCACUUCGCACUGCCUCCUUUGUGGUGUGUGCAUCCAACGCAGGGACCACCACUGUAUCUGGCUAGAUACCUGCAUCGGGGUUAACAAUCAUCGAUAUUUUAUUCUUGGCUUAAUUACUCUUGCGAUGGGGCUGUUCUACGGUGCGAAUUUAACACUGACGUCUCUUUGUCAGCCGAUGAUGUUCUGGGGCAUGUUCCUUGUACCCCGAACGUGUCCUGGCGUUUUUGGCGAUUGGCUAACGGCGUGGGUUUUCACUAGCGCUGUGUACAGCGUCUUAGUCGCCUGCCUCGUAUCAAUCGUGCUCCUGCAACAGUUGAUUAUGGUUGCGUGUAACACGACAGUGUAUGAGAUUCGUAAAUACCAACAGUUUAACGGAAGUAUACGACCAGGAUCGAUAUGGAAUAACUGUCUUAACUUUUGGAUUAAAUGAGCAACGAGCAAUUUUGCGUUAUUAUGUAGCGAAUUAUUAAUGUUACAGCAAUUCCGUUAAUUGGCUAUUACCCGGGGUUUUGGUACUGUAAGGUAGCAGCUCUUUUGAUAAAAGAUUGUGCAUGCUAAGCAAGAUGUAGACCUGAGACCCAUCUCAAUGAAGGAGUUGCAAUGUUCUGCUUAUGCCGUGUCAAUAUUCUAUUAGGCGUAAAGGAAGGGAAAAUGAGAUAUCCUCUGACGGAAUAACUCAAUCCCAAUACGAACGAACCUCGACAAGGGAUCUUAGAUGCGGUGUAACGAUAAUUAUUGUCACUUCGGUCACGCAUCGUGGCCCCUUGAUGCGCAUUGGCAGCGCAGCCAUCGAGUUCAGGCUGUACGAAGCUCACUUACUUUCCUUUGUAAACUUUUAUGUAACCUUAAAACGAUGGCAGUUAAUCCUGGUGUAAAGUACACUGAGUUUUUUUAUCCAUCAGAAACAAUUUAUCUUCUUAAAUUAUUGUUUCUAAACGAUCUGUUUUAACAUUUAAUAUUCAAAAUCACUUAGUGUUCUAUUCCAAACAUUGGCUGUGUAGUCUAUCGGAUAAUAAUCUAUUCAAACCUGUGAUGCAUUUCUACAAUAUAACCUGUGUACACACUUUUAAAACUACCGAUUUUAUAUGACUUUGCAGUUGUUCGUCUAUGUAGAAUCAUACUGUGUUUCAAGAUUCACUGAUAAAAACCUUCACUCGUUUUUCACACGACACUACGUGUUUUUACAAGUUUCAGCAUUGUAGAUGACCAUCGGAUAGUAGUAACUAAGAGUCUGAAAUCAUAUUAUAGAGGUAUUUCAUUGUAAUUGUAUGUGCGGUCUUAUGGCAAUGACUGGUUCAUCUGUGCUAAAAGGCUGUGCGCUUUUAAUGCUAGUUCUCUUUGGCUGGUAUUUAACUGAUUACUAUGAAAAUAUCAAGCGCAUAUCUCACGCAGUUAAUGUUUCCGUCAUUUGGUUCCGCCUGCUGCACCUUACUAAGGCCAACAACAUUCCAGAGAACUUUGUAGUGAAAGGCAAACCAUUGUUCACGUUAACGUGCUUUUGCGAUUUCUUCUCUUUUCGACCGCUCUAUUUCCGACCGGAUAUCAGCUUUACAACUCAGGAGGAAUCUUUGCGUUAACCGGAAGACAUACGCUGAUUGUGAUCUAUUUGCUCAUAACAGAAGUUUGGGAAGGAUAUUGCCGUAAUGACCCUCGAGGUUUACAACUAUAAAGUACUAGAUUUUACUCGCGUAUGCAUAUAGAGUUGCGUAGCCAGCUUAUUCCUUAUAAGUCGAUUCACUAGCUCAUCACGGAUAGUAAGCGUAAGUUCAAAGAAAGUGAAGAAUCGGAUUCAUUCGUUCAUUCUUGAGCGGCUGUAUUCGAGGAAACGACUGGGGAUGCCUCAACCAAGAAAGUGAAAAAAAAAGAGUACAUUUUAUAUUGAACAGGCGAUGAGCACUGCUGGAAGCCUAAUUAAGUACUAUUUAUUAUUUUACAUCUAACGAUAUAAAUUGAAAUAACAAACAUCUACAAAUAUUCGAAGAAGAACAGGCUUUUAGUAUUUGGGCGACCCCGUUCAUUUAAAUCAUUGGUUCGGUUCGGUGAAGAUUUCGCGAAGCACAAAACUUUACUCUGAUUAUUUAUGCAAAUGACAAUAUGGUGAUUAAAUUGCACGAAAUACAAGAUCAACCUUAGUUCAUGCUGUCGUCACCUGUCAGUUGUAUAAUUGAUAUAUAUAUAUACAUAUAGUAAAUACGAGAAUUGCUUGGCAAAUGCUAGCACCAACGAAAGACAGGAAAGGGAGGUAAACAAAUACAAAUUAUAUAGUUGCCUAAUACUAAGAAAAAUAACGGUAUAUAUAUAUAUAUUGUAUUGAAGGUUAAGGUCACUAUCACGGCGUGGAACUGUGGUCGUAACGAGGAUCUGAGAUGUAUGUACACACAGACUAUUAAGUGAAUACAAUCUUUGAAAAUGCAUUAAUGUCACCAAAAAUAUUUCGCAGAUGUUUAAAUUAGAAGGUCAUACAAACACCCAACCCGUCGUUGAAACAUUACCAGAACUCAGUGAACUGAAAUCCAGCUUUACUAUCAACUACGAAUCUUCAAGAUGAUAUAAUACAUGUAGCACGUGAACCGCUAAUAAGCCGCGAUCAUAAUCUUACUAUGACUGUAUGAAUCACCUAAAACAAUAUAUGUAAUUAUUAAUUAAACAGGAAAAUCUUCUUGCUGACGUUGUAAACAUUCCGAACCAAAUACCUUUGACGAUACCGGCUAAUAUUGAAAAAUAGGCACUCGGACUAGCCAAUUAUUGUAGGAAGUCAUUUUAAGCAGAACACAAACAAACAUAUGGUAAGGAAGAUUUGAGCCUAUCGAGCAUGUAAAUACCUCAACCGUUCGAAUGCUUGAAAAGAUAUCCUGAUCUCUAUAAGGAUAAAUUAAAAUUUGGCGCCCUAUAUCUACAAUUGACAAUUCCACAACGAAAAUGACUUCUAUCAAGGCAGUCUAACGGUGUUUAUACAAAUACAUUAUCCAUGAAUAUCCAUCAAAAGUCAGGUAUGUCCUUUAUGUUCGUGCUUUAUUAAUACAACACGUGGCUUGAGCUUUUGGAGGAGGUACCUUGGUGAGCGAAAUUUUCAUAUAAUGUGUAGCCUUGAAGUUGCCAUGAUCGGGUGUAGUAUACAGUAACUACUGCAAUCAGUAUAUUGUACAAAAUGUAUAAGAUCAUUUCAGACAACGGUUAACAAAAACACUACUUUAAAUGUUUGAGUAUGUACAAAAGACGUUUACGAUUGAGUGAAUUCAUUUAUUAUUAGGCGAACCGGUCGCACGGAAUCGAACUUGAUUAGCUGAAGGAUCGUUAAAAAUCAUCUGUCAUUACAAAUCGGAUAACUAAUUAUCCAUCAUUAGAUUGUAAACAUGACAUUUUUAACGUAGUACUGGGAAUCAUUCUAGCUCGCCCCUAAAAAGACUGUGCGCGCUCUCAAAUAAUCACACGGAUCAAGAAUUUGAAAACAGCGCGUCCUACACGCCAAACAAAAACGAGCCGCUCCAUCUAUAUUCAUACUUCUAUACUAUCUCGCGUCAAUAAAAUGCUGCACCGUUGUAUCUACUUUGUUCACACCGAUUUUACUCAGUUUUCCAAUGCAUAUUGUAACAAUUGUUUAAUUCUUUGGCUUUUUAAAUUACACGCGUGAACUUGAUGUAAUUUGUUCGUCACAUUUGAGUUCAUUGUACAUCGUACUUCGACUCAAUGAAACAAUAUUGGGUCGCCAUCUUGUUUUUGACAGAUACAACCCUAUAUUGUAUUAUAAUUCAAAAUAACCAGAAUUCUUAUUGGAAGCCCUAAACACUCCUUUGCCCGCCUUGAGGUGGUCAACAGAGCUGCUCUUAUUGGAUGCGUUUUUUUGUUUAACUGUCGCAUGCGAUUGUUUUUUGUUACGAGUAGACGCCUAUUUCCCUCGUUUGUCCUUUUAGAGCUCCUAUUCCUGGAACAUUCAAUUCGAAAGAAGCGCCUUCUCUGAAAAUGUGUCUUCUGAGGUUAUAGAGUAUCACAUUUUCGUUUUUGUGUAGUUUAAAUAGCUUUUGGGUAAUAUAUUUCUAUAAAAAAAAGUACUAGACAAACUGUAUAUUCAGAUCAAAAUGGAAUAUGUGUGAUCCGUAUAUAUGUGGGUGUGUAGGUUUAUCACGUUAAUAUUUUUAACAUGUAGCCUACUUGAUAAAUAGGGCCUAUAUUUAUACACAACAUCCAUACAGUAUUUACGCACAGCAAUCAUUUGGUGCUAACACCUCUGAAUAGGAUUAUGAAGACUUAUUCGUAUUGAACAACAUAGGCGGAUACAAAAUAAUAGAGGACAGAUGAAAAUUAUUAGAAAAACAGACAUUAAAAGAAGAGCAGGGGACUAGCGAAACAAGUCAAUAGACUUCGAAAGGGAAAAAGCACCAUCGAAUCUACCGUAUACACUUUAUCCAAAGUCGACGACUAGAGAUAUAUACUUUAUAUUGUAGCAGAAGCAUACGUAAAACAACUAUGACGGACCGAGUAAACAGUGUGUGUGUUCUCAGAAAUGUCACCCAACCCAUCGAACCCAUCGCAGACCAUAAGAAAAUGACGGUCGCUGAUCUUAGUGAAUAAACGGUAUUAGUGACA